Messenger RNA from Phlebotomus argentipes, 1192 nucleotides. It is a transcript of the gene CSN6, whose product is annotated as COP9 signalosome complex subunit 6. The transcript is spliced from 6 exons. Gene Ontology annotation, cellular component: COP9 signalosome. Gene Ontology annotation, molecular function: protein binding; metallopeptidase activity. Lineage: Eukaryota; Metazoa; Arthropoda; Insecta; Diptera; Psychodidae. Gene Ontology annotation, biological process: protein deneddylation. The record is from RefSeq and is a predicted model, not a curated record. The coding region runs from base 172 to 1173 and encodes 333 amino acids.
UUGGCAACACUACAACUAUCAUGCCAGUUUCGCAUAACCUCAUCUUUUGCUGUGUUUAUUGUUCCUGGAAAACGCGUAUUACACGAAAAAUAACCCACCACUAAGGAUCUUAGGUAGUGAUUUGAUUUCGAGCAUAGCAACGUUGUUCAGCCGAUUGACUUUUCUGUAAGGAUGGAGGCGAAGAAGGAAGACACAAUGGAAGUUGACGAGGAGAAAAUGGUCACAGAGUCGAUGGACACUAGCUCAGAUAAAAAGCCUGCGACAAAUGUGAUGGCCAGCUCCGCAACAAUCCCGUCAGUGACCAUCUCGCUGCACCCUCUGGUUGUGAUGAACAUCUCUGAGCACUGGACUCGUAUCCGGGCUCAAGAAGGAGCCCGGAAGCAGGUUAUUGGAGCACUCAUUGGGAAGCAGAAGGGACGGAAUAUUGAGGUCUUGAACUCAUUUGAGCUGAAGUUUGAAUUCAACGCCGAUGGGGAUAUCAUAAUCAACAGGGAGUACUACAUAGCCAAGGAGCAGCAAUACAAGCAAGUGUUCAGCGAUUUGGACUUCUUGGGCUGGUACACAACAGGAGAGACUCCAACGGAGAGCGAUGUGAAUGUUCACAAGCAAAUUUGCCAGAUAAACGAGUGCCCGAUUAUGCUUCAGCUGAAUCCCAUAUCCAAAGGGGUCGAUAAACUCCCCAUUGGCCUGUAUGAGUCUAUCAUAGACAUUGUUCAGGGAGAAGCGACUAUGCUGUUUGUCCCACUGAAAUACACCCUCGCCACAGAGGAAGCGGAGAGAAUUGGCGUGGAUCAUGUGGCCAGGAUGUCUGCCAAUGACGGAGGAGAGAAUUCGGUUGUGGCAGAGCAUUUGAUGGCUCAAUAUGGAGCCAUUAAGAUGCUGCACCAGCGAGUGAAGCUUGUUCUGGCGUACAUCAAGGAAGUGGAGAGUGGAAAAAUUAAACCCAACCACGAGAUUCUGAGGGAAGUGUACUCCUUAAGUCAUCGCCUACCAAUCCUGCAGACUCCGCAAUUUCGCCAGGAGUUUUACAUGCAAUCCAAUGAUGUGUGCCUGAUCACAUAUUUGGGAACUCUGACGAAGGGAUGCAACGACAUGAAUCAGCUGGUGAAUAAGUUCAACGUCCUGUAUGAUCGCCAGACCAUGGGAAGACGCAUGAGGAGUCUUUUCUUCUAGGAUUGCUACGCCCAAGAAG